AUGGGAAUUGUGCUGUUCAGGAAGAUAGUUGUGGAAAGAAGGUCCACUUAUCACCAAAGUUCCCGAUUAGACCUUCUCAAUAUCGGCAAAGGAGCCAGCCAGCUAGAGGCGUUGCUCCGAAGAACGAAGACCACUAAUCCUUUCUCUGGGCAAUCUUCUCGGGGAAGCCAUUCACUCGACGUCUUCAUCCGACGCAGAUGCUCGUCGGACAUGCAUACACGAAGCCUUCAGACGGCCUCUGCUCUCUCUUCUGAUGGCGUCGUGACGUGUAUUCUGCACAAUGGCCGAGGCGAGACAGUGGGCCGAACGCGGAGGGCGUCUGAGAUAACCGGGCGCUCUAGAGGCACAGCGCGUCAGAUGACAUUCGACUGUGUGCUGACUCGCGUCCCACACUCCCGCAAUACAACAGCCAGCCGAGCCCUCCGUCCGAUUCCAACCGAGCAAUCGAUUCGGUCGAUGGCUCCCCGUCGGAUCCGUCCGACGUGACCUCUGGCAGAUGCGAGACACGUCUGCUUCUUUUUUUUUUCUUCUCCUUCGACGUGGAGUCGUUGAAGAGGAAUGAAUCGAGUGAAGAUGCAGUGGAGGGAAGAACGACCUUUGAAAGGGCCGUGUUGGCAUGAUUCUCGAAAAUAUUCUUCUUUUUUCGGUCGAGGAAAAGAUAUUUGAUCUGAAUUGACUUAGAAAAAAGCCUUCAAAAGGAAAAAACUGUCUUUUUUCAAGGUAGAUAUGAUGACUAGAGUAUGAAUCAAGGGUGAUAAGCCUUAUUAUCAGAUAAGGUACUCUACUACGAUUUUCAAUUGGGUUGAGCUUCAGAAGGGAAUUAUUAGAAUGAUUCAUGUCAGUUAUUAAAUUGUGAUAGUGCAGAUCAGAAGGAAAAAUCUGUAAAAAAAAGCAAUGAAAAUGAGGAGCAAGUCAAAAAAGGAGAUGAUGGAAAACUGUCCUGUUUCAAAAACUUUUUUCAAAGGUCUCGGAAAAAUGAGUUUUCAUGCAGUGAUCCUUUUGAGCACCUGGUUUUUUUUUCUAUCAUGAUAGUGAACUAUAAAAGAAGGCUAGAGCUGUGAUUCAGUCACCCCUAGCUAUAAAAAGAGGUUCUUAUGCUGACUAAAUUAAAAAAAAAAUGAACAAGCCGAAUGAAUUUUAUUUCCAAUAAUCACAGUCCGAAAAAGAAAAAAAGUUUAUUUUUAUUUUUUCGAGUUCCCUGAUCUUAAAUAAAACUUCUCAAUACUCCCAAGCUCUCAGAAACGAUCGAAUUAGCAUGAAACGAAGAGGAAGAACAAACUUAUCAGCGAGAAACUUUCCCACGAGAUACGACGACGGAAGAGCCAACCAACGUGGGCAACGUCAUGCGACGGAGGCCGAUUUUUUCGCGUCAACAACUCGCCGACGACAACGCCGACGACGACGACGAUGCCGCGGCGAACGAAGGAGAGAAGGGGAAAAACGCGUGUGCAAACACACAGACACGGCCAUCGUGGCGCUGA
Molecule: messenger RNA, 1481 nt
Organism: Caenorhabditis auriculariae
Lineage: Eukaryota; Metazoa; Nematoda; Chromadorea; Rhabditida; Rhabditidae
Source: the annotation of a GenBank genome assembly